AUGACCUACGACCUAUCGCAUACGAGUCACGAAUCGGCCCCGCCGCCCACGACUCGCGGCCCUCGCCGCCCCUACUCUCACGGCCAUCGCCGCCCCUGCUCUCGCGGCCCCGCCGCCCAUUGCUCGCGGCCCCGCCGCUCGCGGCCCUCGCCGCCUCUACUCUCGCGGCCCCGCCGCCCACCGCUCGCGGCCCUCGCCGCCACUCCCCGCGGCCCCGCCGCCCCUACUGUCGCGGCCCCGCCGCCCGCGGCCCUCGCCGCCUCUACUCUCGUGGCCCCGCCGCCCACUGCUUGCGGCCCCGCCGCCCCUGCUGUCGCGGCCCCGCCGCUCGCGGCCCCGCCACCCCUGCUUACGCGACACCGCCGCCCCUACACGCGGCCCCGUCGCCCCUGCUCUCGCGGCCCCGCCGCUCCUGAUCUCGCGGCCCCGCCGCCCCUGCUCUCGCGGCCCUACCGCCUCUGCUCACGCAACACCGCCGCCCCUACUCACGGCCCCGUCGCCCCUGCUCUCACGGCCCCGCCGCCCGGUAUCGGAGCAGCCGAACCGCCCCGCCCGAGCCGCCCUGCACCCGCGCCGCCCUGCCGCCGAGCCGCCCAGGAGCCGAGCCGCCCAGCAGCAGCCGAGCCGCCCAGCAGCAGCCGAGCCGCCCAGCAGCAGCCGAGCCGCCCAGCAGCAGCCGAGCCGCCCAGCAGCAGCCGAGCCGCCCAGCAGCAGCCGAGCCGCCCAGCAGCAGCCGAGCCGCCCAGCAGCAGCCGAGCCGCCCAGCAGCAGCCGAGCCGCCCAGGCGCCGCCGAGCCGCCCUUCUGCCGAGCCGCCCGACCUGCCCUGCCCGUCAUGGCUACCCCUAGUGUCCUAGCUUUUGACGCUGAGGGUCGAGCCAUUGACUUUGAGGUCUGGGUCGACGACCUGCAGCUGUUCUUACAGUGCGAUAGGGCGGACGGUCUCUCUCUCUUUGACCUCACUUCCGGCGCCUCUCCUGCCCCUGCUGCUGAUGCUGACCCCACUGUUCGCUCUCAGUGGGCCACCCGCGAUGCUGCUGCACGUCUUGCUGUGCGUCGCCACCUCCCUACCACUGAGCGCGCGCACUUUAGUCAGUACAAGAGUGCUCAAACCUUGUACGACGCUGUAGUUGCGCGCUACUCUUCCCCUGCCACUGCUGCACUGAGCCGUCUCAUGCUACCGUACCUCUUUCCUGACCUCACUGCCUUUCCCACUGUCGCUGACCUCAUUACGCACCUCCGCACUAGUGACACUCGCUACCGCGCCGCCCUUCCUGCUGAGUUCUGCGCCAAGAACCCCCCCCCCCCAUGUACAUCACUCUCUACUACGUAG
This is a messenger RNA of Closterium sp. NIES-65, 1332 nucleotides long. The record is from the annotation of a GenBank genome assembly. NCBI's taxonomy places the organism in Eukaryota, Viridiplantae, Streptophyta, Zygnematophyceae, Desmidiales, Closteriaceae.